CGCCGGAGACCCCGCCGACAAAUUGCUGGUGGCGGCGCAGGCGCGCUGCGGGACUGGCGCGGGAACCUGGCUGCGGGUCGCAAUGCCGUACGCCAACCAGCCUACCGUGAGGAUCACGGAACUGACCGAAGAGAAUGUCAAGUUCAUUAUCGAGAACACGGACCUGGCGGUGGCCAAUUCCAUUCGGAGGGUCUUCAUCGCCGAGGUGCCCAUAAUAGCCAUCGACUGGGUUCAGAUUGAUGCCAAUUCCUCAGUCCUUCACGACGAAUUCAUUGCCCACAGGCUGGGAUUGAUCCCCCUCACUAGUGAUGACAUUGUUGACAAGCUGCAGUACUCCCGGGACUGCACAUGUGAAGAGUUCUGCCCUGAGUGUUCUGUGGAAUUCACUCUUGACGUGAGGUGCAAUGAAGACCAGACUCGCCAUGUUACCUCUCGAGAUCUCAUCUCCAACAGCCCCCGGGUUAUUCCUGUGACAUCCCGGAACCGGGAUAACGACCCCAAUGACUAUGUGGAGCAGGAUGACAUCCUUAUUGUCAAGCUGAGGAAGGGCCAGGAGCUUAGACUUCGAGCCUAUGCCAAGAAGGGCUUUGGCAAGGAACAUGCCAAGUGGAACCCCACUGCAGGGGUAGCUUUUGAAUAUGAUCCAGACAACGCACUUAGGCACACGGUGUAUCCCAAGCCUGAGGAAUGGCCAAAGAGUGAGUACUCCGAGCUGGAUGAGGACGAGUCACAGGCUCCCUAUGACCCCAACGGCAAGCCAGAGAGGUUUUACUACAAUGUGGAGUCCUGUGGCUCACUGCGCCCUGAAACCAUUGUCCUCUCAGCCCUGUCUGGGUUAAAGAAGAAGCUGAGUGAUUUACAGACUCAGUUAAGCCAUGAGAUCCAGAGUGACGUGCUCACUAUAAACUAGCCACGGUUCACCCUGUGCAGAAGACUAGGUUCAAGGUCUUCAGGUCUUGGGAACGAACCCUUCUGGUUUCUGGGCUCUGGACUGCAGCUGCUCAAAACUGCUAGAAGGUCACUGGAGAGAUUGCCAGGGGUUCUACUGGUGUUAGACAGGGCAGUUUUUCACUGGGCAUUUAGCAUUCUGGGCCCUACCUUGUUG
Molecule: messenger RNA, 1105 nt
Organism: Phodopus roborovskii (desert hamster)
Lineage: Eukaryota; Metazoa; Chordata; Mammalia; Rodentia; Cricetidae
Gene: Polr2c
Product: RNA polymerase II subunit C
Exons: 9
Coding region: 83-910 (275 amino acids)
Biological process (GO): DNA-templated transcription
Cellular component (GO): RNA polymerase II, core complex
Molecular function (GO): DNA-directed RNA polymerase activity; DNA binding; protein dimerization activity
Source: RefSeq, a predicted model, not a curated record